ACUCCUCAACACCCCGAACUGUAAAGACGUGUGUACACUCACUCCCGAAGGAUAUCAUAUUCAUCGAAGUGAAAGCAUGUGCAUUGACUCAUUGCGUUGUUAGCAGUGAUUUGAAAUUGUGUUCUUGUGUUAGUCUACAGUUAAAAUCCAAACCGCUCCCCCCCCCCACAUGAUGAUUAACGCGAUCUGGCACGCUUGCGCCGUACCCCUUGACCUGCCUGGGACAAGGCGUGAGGCAAGUCAAAUGUGUCCUUACUGCCGCCGCGAAAUGAUGGCUACAGUGCAGGCAGGCAGCAAUGAUACGGCUCUUCCUGACGUGGUCACAAGUAAUACCCCGCCGCCCACGCCUCUGCACGACGUCUACUUUUUCCCGGCCGAGGAACUCUGCCCCGCUCAUGCACUCAGCCACGCUCCAGCACAAGACAUGAACACCCCUGCUGCCACGAACUCUCUCAACCUUCCUCAACUGUGCUGGGUCGCGCGCCCCGCAAGGAAAGAACAGGAUCGAGGGGCGCCAAGUGAGGCCGAGGGCACGUGUGUGGAGUGGGCGCAGGUGGGCAAGGAGCUGAAGCAAGUCGGGGACACAUUCUACCUCGAACACAGAGCGACCACAGAAGAGCAGAUGGCGUCUUCACUCACUACCAUCAUGGCGACGGGUCUCUGCCUCUCCCUUCUGUGUCUCAUUUCCUGGAAGAUCCUCACGCAGACGCAAUGAACAACCAACCUAAGAGAAGUCAACACGGGUGAUGCAAUAAGGGACGCCGCCCGCACGUCCCCAUCUACAUUCAUAAGAACGCGUGGCAAGAAUUGGCUGUGCUGUUGUGACAAUAUGACGUGAUUCCAGCGACGAAAGAGCGAUUUCUUUUGUCUUUCAUGUCUCGGGAAAUGUUUUGCGCAUUAGUAUGUAGUGUGUGUGUGUGUGUGUGUGUGUGUGUGUGUGUGUGUGUGUGUGUGUGUGUGUGUGUGUGUGUGUGUGCGUGCGUGCGUGCGUGCGUGCGUGCGUGCGUGCGUGCGUGCAAACAAUUCCAAAGGAUAUACUCAUCUCUUCCUUUGAUCUUUCACUAGUGUUGUACAUAAUAUGGAUUAUUAUUUUGUUGGUAUUAUCAUCAUUAUUAUUACGGUCAUCAUAAUCAUUAUUAUCAAUCAAUAAUAAAUGCUCUGGUGCAAUAAAUAGCCAUAUCAAACAGUACAUUUCUUUAUUGCUCAUCUUUGAUACUCAAUGUGAUAACAGAUGCUAAUAAAAAGGAAAUAAACUUUAA
Portunus trituberculatus (swimming crab) is the source of this 1259-nucleotide messenger RNA. RefSeq lists its product as uncharacterized. Bases 170 to 715 code for a protein of 181 amino acids. NCBI's taxonomy places the organism in Eukaryota, Metazoa, Arthropoda, Malacostraca, Decapoda, Portunidae. The transcript is spliced from 3 exons. The record is from RefSeq and is a predicted model, not a curated record.